UACAUUUAGUUCAAUUUGAAGUUUGCGAACAACAAGUGUUACAUUGUCAUAAAGUUUAGAAAUCUAUAAAUUUUAUUUCUAUCGAAAACAUGGGAAGAUCCAGAGUGUAUGUUGGAGGAAUUCCCCGUAAUACGGAAGAAUGGGAUCUGGAAGACUUUUUCAAAGGAUAUGGAAGAAUAAGAGAAAUUCUUAUCAAAAGGAGAUUCGCCUUUGUGGAAUUUGAUGGCAGCAGAAAUGCCAAAGAUGCCAUAUACGAAUUGGAUGGCAAAAAACUUCUGGGAGUGCGAGUGACUGUGGAUGUGGCAAGAGGAGAGCCCAAAGGUCGCGAUCGGUGGUCUGCUGGCCGCAGUAAGUACGGGACAUCGAUACGUACGAAACAUAGUCUACUAGGAAGUGGAAGUUCGCGCUCAUCUCAUAGUCGUAGCAACAGUUCACGCAGUAGAAGUAGAUCUAGGUCGAAGUCUGGACGUGAUCAGCUGUCCAGGAGGUCCGGUAGUUCUUCCGAUAACCGUUCGCGAUCACAUUAUAGUCGAAGCAGCAGUUCACGUAGUAGGAGUAGAUCUAGGUCGAAGUGUGGAAGUGACAAGCUGUCCAGGAGGUUCAGUAGUCCUUCCAAUAACCGUUCGCGAACUAAAUCAAGGUCGCCUUCCCUUUCGACCAUGGACCAAUCAAAGAGAAAUAUCGGCGGAAAGAAAUCACAUAGUCGUUCGAGUGGGUCGGCGCCAAGAUCUCGUUCAAGAAGUGAACAAUCGAAGGAUAGGUAUUCUGAUAGCAGGUCACGGAGUUUUAGUCGGUCGAGAUCGAAGUCCAACUGCUCAUAUCGGUAUGUCCAACGAUCCCGUUGUAGAUCUGGGUCGCAGACAUCAGAUUGAUGCUUCCAAUUUGGUUCCUGAAAUUCUCUUGUUUUUUGUCUGAUUACUAUGA
This is a messenger RNA of Leptinotarsa decemlineata (Colorado potato beetle), 924 nucleotides long. RefSeq lists its product as uncharacterized. The record is from RefSeq and is a predicted model, not a curated record. Gene Ontology annotation, molecular function: RNA binding. Lineage: Eukaryota; Metazoa; Arthropoda; Insecta; Coleoptera; Chrysomelidae.